AUGGGUCGCUCUAUUUUCUCAUGUUUCACUUUCACCCUGUGGCUCGUCGGGACGGUCGCAUUUCCCUACGAAGCCUCGCUGGCCGACUGGAACCUGAACCAGAACUCAGAGGCUGGCCAUCCUCUCGACUAUUGGGGAGAAUGGGAAGGUCACACCUAUACACCGUCGCCAGACAACUGGCGCAUGCCAACCUAUACCCUUGCACUGGACCGAUUCUCGAACGGUGAUCCUUCCAACGACGACGCUAACGGAACCCGAUUCGAACAUGACUGGAUGGCUAACCAGCUCCGGUUCGGCGGAGACAUCCAAGGAGUGAUCGAUAACUUGGACUACGUUCAUGGCAUGGGUAUCAAGACAAUCUAUCUCAUGGGAAGCCCCUUUAUCAACCUGCCUUGGACAGCCGACAGCUACAGCCCUUUGGACCUCACCUUGCUCGAUCAACAUCAUGGCCGCAUUCAGGACUGGAGAGAUCUCAUCGACGCCAUCCAUGAGCGAGGCAUGUAUGUUCUCCUGGACAACACCAUGGCCACUGGCGAGUAUGAGUACGAGUGGAAGUACGAUAGGCGCUACGUCGACUUCGAGCCAGGAAAUGACAUUGUCGACUGCACCUACCCUCGCAUGUGGGAUGAUGAUGGUUGGCAGAUCACCAUCAACCAGACCACGUGCCGUGAUAGCGAGUUCGACCAGUACGGCGACUCGGCCAACACCGGGCAUGUCAUUUGUAUCGCCAUGCUCGACAUUGACGGGUUCAGAAUGGACAAGGCGCUCCAAUCGACAGUGGACGCCCUGGCUGAGUUUUCCGACUACCAACGCCAGUGUGCGAAGCGAUAUGGUAAAGAAAACUUCUACAUCAUUGGAGAAGUCGUGGGAACCGCUGCUCAAUCCUCGGUGUACACUGGCCGUGGCAAGCAGCCCAACCAUUACACCACCAACGCCACGGCUGCUGCCUUGUCUACGAACAUAACGGAUACUGACAACGUUAUCCGCGACGUUGGAAUGUCUGCUUUGGAUGGUACUGCAUUCAGCUAUAUCAUCUACGGUGGGAUGACAAGAUUCCUUGGACUUGAUGGUUAUACUGGCCUAGAUGGGACAGAUUUUGUGGAAUUCUGGAACCAGAUGCUUGUUCAGAAUGACUUUGUUAAUGCCAACACUGGAAAGUUUGAUCCCCGAGCAGUGAUCGGCAUGACCAGUCAAGACGUAUUCCGCUGGCCGGCCAUCAAGAACGGCACCCAAAGACAGCUUCUCGGACAGUUCAUUACCACUCUAGAGAUUCCCGGCACGCCGGCACUCUUUUGGGGCGAGGAACAGAGCCUGUACCUCCUUGACAGCACCUCAUCUGACUUUCUCUACGGCAGACAGCCGAUGAGUAGCAGUCCGGGGUGGCAGCUUCACGGCUGUUACCACGUUGGAGAUGACACGUACUAUGGUGAUUUUCCUGACGGUCCGGCGAGGACUGGCUGCCAUGACGACGCCGUCAGCCUCGACCACAAAGACCCGUCGCAUCCCACCAGGAAUGUCAUCAAGCGGAUGUUUGAGAUGAGGCAGCAGUAUCCUGUACUCAAUGAUGGGUACAUGCUCAAGACCCUUUCGAACCAAACCAAUGAUGUCUAUCUUCCUGGAAGCGCAAACGUUCCCAGCACCUUUGGAGUAUGGAGCGUGUGGCGCUACCAACUGGAGGGUGCCCAGGACUUGGAGACACCCGAUGCUGAUGGCAAUCAGGGAGUCUGGCUUGUCUAUUCCAACCUUAACAGGAGCGAAGAGUUCACUUUCGAUUGUCAGGAUGAGGCGGACGCUCUUGUCUCCCCUUUUGCUGUCGGGACUACGGUGAAGAAUUUGUUCUAUCCUUACGACGAACAUGUUCUGCAGAACUCAUCAGCCAUUGUGGAUGGUAUGACGGGGCUGCGCGGGUGCCUGUCAAACCUCAGCAUGGAACCUUGGGGUUACAAAGCUUACAUCCCCAAGGCAAGCUUUAUCGACCCGGCGCCGACAAUUACGCGUAUCGUUCCCUCACACGACGAGAGGCUCACAGCAACUGUCGAGCUCGGUGAGAAACAAACUGUUCCGAUUGAGGUCCAUUUCUCCCAGGUCAUGGAUUGCGACUCCGUCAUUGGCGCACUUUCCGUGAAUUCCACAUCGUCAGACGGGACACUAGCCCGGAUCAGCAACGACACUAUUGCGUGCGUCAGCCUUGACGCGGUUGAAGGCGCGCAAUAUGUGGGCCAACCUGCCGGUCUAUGGAAGAUCACCGCUGAUCUCGAAGAUGUGUCGCACGGGAUGCACUCCCUCACAAUCGCCAACGCCUCCACUGCGGAUGGGACCUACACCAAUGCGAUCGACCGCUUCAUGUUCCGGAUCGGCGCCAGCGAUAAUCCCGUCGUGUUUCCCCAGACAGGAAACUAUUCGAGCAACCUCCUGUAUCGCGACGAGUCUACCAACAAGCUUUAUGUCUCCCAGCGUGCCGCUGGUGCCGACAAGUUCCGCUACUCUACCACUUGGGGGUCAAGCUGGAGUAAGUGGCUCGACUACACCAGUGAGAUUAUCACCCUCGAAGACCAGGCUUGGUCUGGGACUUCGCGACAGGCUUGGGAUGGCGAGCAUGUUGUGAUCCAAUACUGGAGCCGGCUGGCCAGCAGCAGUGACCACGUGCAGCACGGCGACCUGGUGCAGGGCGACCAAGACUCGCACAAGCCACGUCGCUGGCCGCAUGCUUUCAUUCUGGGAUCCUGGAACGAAUGGGGAUACGAUGAUGGCCUGGCCAACAACAUGCGGCUGACUCACCCUACCAUCGAUGAUGGCAACUCCACUGGCAGCAACUGGGCCUUCGACCUGGAGGCUGAGUGGCCCACCCAGAUCCAAGUCAACGUCUGGGGCAUGAACCCCAACGGGCUGCCGGACAAGACAGCGCAGUUUGGCGAUGUCGACGGUGACAAUGUUCUUGACUGGCUGAAGCCUGAUACUCUGGCCGACAAUGUCAUCAACAUCACACAAGGCCCUGGAAUGCCAUAUGUUGGCUGGCGACUGCUGGUGAACGAUGGCACCUGGAAUUACCGGGUGGUGCCUGCGGGCUCCGGGUGGUACCAGCUUGUGCUGUCUAUACUGCUUGGAGUGGUUCCACUCCUGUGUGCUUGCCUUGCCCUGUGGACUUUCAAGCGAUCCUAUUAUCAGGUCAAGUUCAAUCAAAUUGGUGUCAAUACCAGCGCUGGUUUCUGGAAGGACACGGCGUCCAAGCUGAAGCGGUCUGACCACCGCGAGAUGGCCCAGAAGGAGAAGUCAACAGCUCCAAUGCAAGCCGCUCCCGCGUCAACAGCCGCUACGACAACCGCUCUCGCUGAAGCCUCACAGGCACCCCGCCGCACCACACUUAUUGCCACUAUGGAGUAUGAGAUCGAGGACUGGAACAUCAAGAUCAAGAUCGGUGGUCUUGGAAAGAUGGCUUCCCUGAUGGGCAGCUCGGCCCUAGCACAUCAGAACCUCAUCUGGGUGGUCCCUUGUGUCGGCGGCAUCGAGUAUCCGGUGGACACUGUUGGCGAGCCAAUGGUAGUCACCAUCAACAAAACUCGGUACAUCGUCAACGUCCAGUACCAUCAGGUCCGCAACAUCAAAUUUGUCCUCCUUGACGCACCGGUAUUUAGAGCUCAGACUAAAGCCGACCCCUAUCCCGCUCGCAUGGACGAUAUUGAGUCUGCAAUCUACUACAGCGCCUGGAACGCGUGCAUCGCGGAAACUCUACGGCGCUUCCCCGUCGACCUGUAUCAUAUCAACGACUAUCACGGCACCCUUGCACCGCUCUAUCUACUCCCAAAGACGGUGCCAGUCUCCCUGUCGCUCCAUAAUGCAGAGUUUCAGGGAAUGUGGUCUCUUCGCACAAAGGGCGAGAUGGACGAGAUCACGGAGGUCUUCAACCUGCCCAAGGAGACAGUCAAGACAUAUAUCCAGUUCGACAAGGUGUUCAACAUGCUUUACGCGGCCGCCAGCUACAUCCGCCAAUUCCAAGGCGGGUUCGGCGCCGUCGGUGUCUCCAAGAAGUACGGAGCCAGAGCCUAUAAGCGCUACCCCAUCUUCUGGGGUUUGCACGAGAUCGGCUCCCUGCCAAACCCAGACCCUGACGAUAUGGCUGACUGGAACGCGGGCAUGGCCAAGGAAAUCGGGACCAUGGACGUUGCUGUUGAUGAGGACGCGGAAGAGAAGAGGGGUGAGCUGAGGGUUCAGGCCCAGAAAUGGGCUGGCUUGGAGGAAAACCCUAAUGCCCAGCUCUUCGUUUUCGUCGGCCGAUGGUCUUUGCAGAAGGGCAUUGAUCUCAUCGCGGAUGUCUUCCCUGCCAUUCUGGACAAGCACAAAGACGUGCAGCUCAUAUGUCUCGGCCCUACGAUCGACAACCAUGGCAAAUUCGCUGCACUGAAAUUGCAAAAGACGAUGGAACGGUACCCUGGCCGGGUCUACUCCAAACCCGAGUUCGUUUCGAUCCCUCCGUAUGUCUUCAGUGGAGCAGAGUUUGCCCUGAUGCCAUCUCGAGACGAGCCAUUCGGACUCGUCGCCGUUGAGUUUGGCAGAAAGGGCGCGCUUUGUGUGGGAUCCCGCGUUGGAGGCCUGGGCCAGAUGCCUGGUUGGUGGUUUACAAUCGAGUCGACUGAGACCAAGCACUUGCUGCGCCAGUUCAAGUCUACUAUCAAAUCUGCCCUCGCUUCUUCCGAGGAGACGAGGCGCCUGAUGAGGGCCAGAUCAACCCCGACUGCCACUUUCGCACCGAGGAACAAGUCAUUUUCUGCUUUAGGCAAACUCUUGUCCAAGAGGCUGGACGAUCUUGCAGAGCUUGACAGGACGCAGUCACAGAUGGAGGCCAACGAGUUCCCCAAUGAAGGACAGAGUUCAAACAGAUCAUCCUCUGGCAAUGAGGCGGAUGAGUCUCUCACCCAUAGCGUGCCAACAGCCAAUCAGUCCGUCCUUACCCUUGACACUGUCGUCGGCGGGCGCAGUGAUUUCAAAUUACAGAACGUGGAGCCCUUCUUCAAUGACCCAAAGGGCGAGUAUUACAGCUCGUUCUCGAAGCUCAUCGAUUCCCACAAGGGCAACCUGUCCGCGGACAAGCUGUGCGUUGAGGACUACAUCCGCUCUUCGGAGAAGAACUGGUUCGCUCGCUUCCACGAUGCCAAGCUGGGCAAGACUCCAAAGCCCGUCGUCGAUGUGUCAUCCAGGUCAACAUCGGCCGCCAGCAGCCGCGAUGACGGAAGUGUCCAAGUCAACGAGUUCAACCUGAGCCCAGACUACAAGCCCCCAACAGGCCUGAGGAAGCUCAUGCUAGCCAAGAUCGGAGACUGGCCGGUCUAUGCAUUCCUGCUCGCCCUCGGACAGAUCAUCGCUGCCAACUCGUACCAAAUCACUCUGCUCACUGGACAGAAUGGCCAGAGUGCCGAGCAGGUGUACAUCACCUCGGCCAUCUACCUCUGCGGAUCAAUAUUCUGGUGGAUGCUCUUCCGCAACGUGAAGCUCUACAUCUCCUUGUCCCUGGCUUUUGUUUUCUACGGCGCUGCCUUCCUCAUCCUGGGCCUGAUCCCCUUCGCGACCUCGCCACUCGACAUCGUGGCCCUGCAGUACACCGCAACAGGCCUCUAUGCCGUCGGCUCGGCCAGCGGGUUCCUCUUCUUCACGCAGAACUUCCUGACUGAGGGCGGAAACCCAGUGCGGGCGUGGAUGUUCCGCGCAUGCACCAUCCAAGGCACGCAGCAGAUCUACAUCGCGGCGUUGUGGUACUGGGGUUCGUACUCGGCCAAGCUCCGCAACAGCGGCUAUACGCUCAUCUCGUCGUCCUCGCGCACCGUGACGUGCGUGACGCUGCCCAUCGCGGUCCUUCUAUGGGCCGUCGCCCUGGUGCUCUUCGCAGGCCUCCCCGAGGCGUACCGCAGCAGGCCGGGCUACGUCUCGGCCUUCUACCGCUCCGUCCUGCGCCGCAGGAUCGUGGUCUGGUUCCUCGUCGUCGCCGCCAUCCAGAACUACUUCCUCUCGGCCCCCUACGGCCGCAGCUGGAGCUACCUGUGGUCCAGCGCCGUCGCGCCCGCGUGGAGCAUCGCCGUCCUGGCCGUCUUCUUCUUCGUCGUCGUCUGGGCUGCCAUCCUCGCCGCCAUGGCCUACCUCUCCAACGAGCACUCGUGGGCCCUGCCGCUCUUCGCCAUCGGCCUCGGCGCCCCGCGUUGGGCGCAGCUACUGUGGGGCACCAGCGGCGUCGGCCUCUACCUCCCGUGGGUGGGCAGCGACCUCGCCGGCGCGCUGCUCGGCCGCAGCCUCUGGCUCUGGCUGGGUGUGCUGGAUGCCCUGCAGGGCGUGGGCUUCGGCAUGAUCCUGCUGCAGACGCUGGGCCGGUUCCACGUCAGCUGGACCGUGUUUGGCGCGCAGGUGAUCGGGUCCAUCGGCACCAUUGCUGCGCGUGCGAGCGCGCCGGAUAAGAUUGGCCCGGGCCCUGUAUUCCCCAAUUUGGCGUUGAACCUGUGGGAGGGGCUGAAUAACGUUUGGCUCUGGGUCCCGCUUUUGCUGCAGCUGCUUGUUUGUGUGGGCUUUUUCGUGUUCUUCAGAAAAGAGCAACUAUUCAAGCCGUAA
Molecule: messenger RNA, 6588 nt
Organism: Diaporthe citri
Lineage: Eukaryota; Fungi; Ascomycota; Sordariomycetes; Diaporthales; Diaporthaceae
Exons: 6
Coding region: 1-6588 (2195 amino acids)
Biological process (GO): fungal-type cell wall (1->3)-alpha-glucan biosynthetic process
Cellular component (GO): fungal-type cell wall
Molecular function (GO): alpha-1,3-glucan synthase activity
Source: RefSeq, a predicted model, not a curated record